Emiliania huxleyi CCMP1516 is the source of this 582-nucleotide messenger RNA. RefSeq lists its product as hypothetical. The annotation marks the transcript as partial. The transcript has a single exon. The record is from RefSeq and is a predicted model, not a curated record. NCBI's taxonomy places the organism in Eukaryota, Haptophyta, Isochrysidales, Noelaerhabdaceae.
AAUGCCAUCAGCCGUGCAAGCCGUCGAUCGCAUCCUGCAGGCGAGAGACCUGUACGAGGUGCUCAAUCUCCCCGCCUUCACUGACGACGUGGAGGAAAUCCGUCGGGCUCGGAACGACUGCGCGCUGCUCGUGCAUCCCGACAAGAAUGACUCGCCGGAUGCGAGCGAGGCCUUCAAGAGGGUGCAGGGCGCGUAUGAAGUGCUGAUGAGCACUCACAAGGCGGCAUACGACGAUGACCUUCGGAGAAUGCAGGAAGAGCGCGCUGCGGACGAGGGUGAGACGAGCGAGGAGGAGUGGCGCUACAGGUUCGGCGAUCUCACAGCUAGCGUGGUACGCGCCGUGACUGGCAAUCAGGACUACGAGUUUGGUGACUGGACACGCGGCUUAGCACGGCGGGUUAGCCAGUACCGCUUUGGUGACAUCACGAGGUCGGUCAUAUCGUCACUCGCUGCCAACAGCUAAGUAAGAGGAUGUGGCUGCUGGCUCGCGCCGGCACACGGCACAUGGAUCAUGGUGUCACAUGCUUUUGUCAUUUGUGAGUAUUACAGUACACGUGCACGCCAGAAGCAUGUCGGAAAUUC